Molecule: messenger RNA, 594 nt
Organism: Cuscuta europaea
Lineage: Eukaryota; Viridiplantae; Streptophyta; Magnoliopsida; Solanales; Convolvulaceae
Source: the annotation of a GenBank genome assembly
CGUUUUCCUUGUACUAACUUCUCCCUCCCGACAUUUGCGGAUGAUGUGUUCUCAUAGUGCCCCUCUCCCCCGUCUAAAUUAUAGGGUUCACAAAAAAAGUCAUCCGCUGAAACCAGCAAGAAGCUACUCCGGAACGAAGAUACUGUUAACUCCACAACCUUGUCUUAAAAUUAGUUUUUUCUCCUUCCUCAAAUCUUCUCAGGCAUUAUUGAGUCUCAAUACUCUAAAAGAGACUUGCGCCUCUGCAGGUGUGGCUAAAUAUGGAAAGCCGAUUGGACAGGAUGAAAACAUUAGAGUUUAUAUAAUUGUUAUUGGUUCUGUUGUUGUUGAUCCAAUCACUUGUGCUCAACUUGGCAAGGGAGAGGUACGAGCUGGCUUUUUAUUUGGGUUGACCUUUUGCACAUAAUGGCUAAUUACUAUACCAUAAUCGAAUUAGGCAAUUAGCAUAUUAUCAUCACAGAUUGAUUGAUGCAUGGUAUUAUUAUAAUAAUGUAUGAAAGAAAUUUAGAUGCUUUCAACAUUUUAUAUUCCCCCUAUUUUGAUUUUAUUUUAUUAUCAGAACUUCAAUAAAGUUAACUCUACUUUACAAAUGCC